CUUCGUUGAAGACUUCGCAGUCGCAUCUCUUUACCUACAGUGCAGCUUGUUUGUUGCCUGUGCCAUGUUCUGUUUUUCCCAUUGUUUUUUGUCGAGGCUUUGUUUGCCAGUAAAGGAUUAAGAUUAAGUACAAUAAAAUGCGUUUGCUAUCCACCGGACCUAAAAAUCCAGUAUUCACCAGAGGAGCUGGCCCUCACCGGCUGCAGUGUUGUUCGGCGAUGCAGCUCGAGCUGGUGCCCCCUUUUACGGUGCGACAUGGUGGAUUUGCUUUUCCGACGAAUAUGACCGGCACACGACUUUCGGUUGUAUUCAGAGCUACGAGCUGCGGCUCCAGAAUUCCUCGCGACCUUCGACGUUUUUGUUCACAACGCCGGGCCUUGCGAAGUAGAAUUGUCAUGACGGCGAACUACAAAAACAUCAAUCGCUCGUCCGCACGUCCUCCGGCCACAUUUUUUAACACGACACGGAGAACGUAUGCAACCGGGGGGACGAAUCCGAAUGACAACAAAAAACCAAGAGUGGAUCAUCAUGAUCAUGACCAGGAACCAGCCGCACCACCGCCCCCGCCACCACCCUCUCUUCUCCACCGAACCUUGCUAGUCUCCACCAGUACAGCCCUCUUCACGCCCCUGUUCAUCUUCGUCGGCGCCGGGAUCACUUGGUCGAGGUACCUUCCCACGACGUUUUUCGGGAAUUUGCUCAAGUUCUCCGCGGGGCUCUUCGGUUGCUUCGGCGCGUACAGUGUUCUGGUGAAGCACUUUGUGCCGUUUGUGUGCCACCACGGAGACCUUUUUUUGCCGAUCGCACUGGCGAACGGGGUCACGAGCGGUGUUUGGUACCUGCUGCUCGCGGAGUCGAAGCUGUUCGGAGGAGGAAGUUCUAAUACUUCUCUGCCGAUAGGACUAAAGAACUUCUUGGACAGAGCCACCAGCAGGUCCUCUCUGCUUCGAAAUUUUAUGCCCGAACAGAAAAUGACAAAUGCAGGCACAGUUUCUCAGGCAAACACAAACCCUUUCCUCGGCGCUGCAGUGGGUGGGCUAACCGCGAGUUCCGCGUUUUUACUCUAUCCGAAAUUCCUGGAGCUCUUUCUGCAACCCGAACUGCGUCACUUCAUCUUCCCCAACAACGGCGACACGGCGAUCGUGGCCGAUUUGUACAGCUACUUAUUAAUUCCGGUCGGGCUGCCCUGCGGAGUCUUCUCUGGCCUCGCGAUCCAGGAACUUUUAACAAGGGUAAUAUUGGCAACAUCUGUAAAAACUUCUACUGGGAAACAUACUAACGAACAAAAGACAAGUUCAAGUACGUCGCCCCCUGCUACUGCUAUCGCUUUGUCGCUCAACCUCCUGCUGCUGCUUUCCAGUUUUGUUUACUUCCAGAACGAAAAGCCUAGUUUAAGAGCUUUGAAAUGGGUGGUGCGGAUGGAUUGCGAGAGUGGGAAGCUGUAUAGCGAGAAUGUGCAAGACGAACACCAGCAGAACGAGUCGGAUCUGCACACGACCACGGACGAUUCUUCGCAAGCCGCCGAGAGCAAGUGGAAACGGGACACGUUCUCAGCGUUCAGAGAGGUGACAACCGCCAUCGUGCCGAGAAUUUUUUCGAAAAUCAAUUCUGGAAGCGGGACAGCAGCAGAACAAAGGUCCGUCUUCAAGGGGGAGUUGGAAGUUGUACGAAGCAACAGUAGAAUGACAAAUCACGAAGAACAAGUAGAACCACGGGGAGGAACAACAAAAACGCUUUUGAAACCAUUUUCGAGCUUGUCUCGAAUCGAAGACUACCAGCGGUUCCUCGCUCUCACCGACGCUUUAUUGCGGCUGAAGCUAUUGAAGAGAAAGGGGAACAACAAGCAGACAGACACUUCUGACAGCAAUGGAAAAUACCUCGUCGAAACCGCCGAACUGAAGCGGCUGCAAGAAUUUGUGAUGCAAUUUGACAAGAAUCUUGUGCUCACGACCGGGAGCAGGACAGGAAAAACUACUAUGCGAGAACUCGAGUUUAUCACGAGAAAAAAGUGUUACAGUUACACAUCUGUUGGAAUUUCAGCAUCACAAAUUUGCUCUGCACGGCAAAGAAAACUUGUAAUGCGCAGACUCUAAGGGAAAACUAAAACACGAAUGAAAUGACGCUGGCAAGCAUUUCCUGCAUGACAGAGGUUGUCUGUCUUGCUUGUCUCCCAUAAGAAUGUGUAACUGUAACACUUUUUUCUCAGGAUAGAGUUCGUCUCCUUGACAAGGGUUUUGCAGGAAACCGAUGAAUAUCCUGUGCAAAAGUAUCGUACUCGUAGUAAUUGCAAUCAUGCAUCACAAGUUCUCUUUCUGAAGGUAAAUCCGCAUGACAAAUUUAAUUUGCAAUGCUAAGUCAAUUUGUAAUGCAAUUCAUACUAGUACGAUACUUUUGCAAUUCAUAAUGAAACGCAGGACGAUGCUUUGGCAGUGUGGAACCUGAAAUCACUCCAGUCCCAGAUUUACAACAAGCAUUACAGAGGAGACCACGGGGAUAACAUGUCGAAAAUCAUCCGGUCGGAGUACAUCUACGACAACUUUCCCAGCGAUGGACUGCUUUGGAGCCUGUUGCUUUUCAUCACCGAACCGAUGGUGAGUACAACUAGUGCAGCUACAGUGGCGGGCGCAGAUAACGAAGGAAAUAACAAAGUAACAUUUUCAGAGAAUGAUAAUUCUGCGCUUUCCCUGCUAAUCGAAAAUUUUGAGAAGUUCCGAGAACGCGAAAAAGAAGUGCUGGAACAAGUGCAUUCAGAGAAGCAACUUCCUUCAUUUCAAAGAAUACAGGUGGAUAGUGCUGAAAUAGUUCCUGCUAACUCCUCUUCUUCGUUGGCAAAAAUGCCAUCGGCAACUACAAGUCGAU
Amoebophrya sp. A120 is the source of this 2859-nucleotide messenger RNA. NCBI's taxonomy places the organism in Eukaryota, Dinophyceae, Syndiniales, Amoebophryaceae. The record is from the annotation of a GenBank genome assembly.